Bombina bombina (fire-bellied toad) is the source of this 2041-nucleotide messenger RNA. RefSeq names its product matrix metalloproteinase-19. The coding region runs from base 55 to 1785 and encodes 576 amino acids. The record is from RefSeq and is a predicted model, not a curated record. Gene Ontology annotation, biological process: extracellular matrix organization; proteolysis; collagen catabolic process. Gene Ontology annotation, cellular component: extracellular matrix. The transcript is spliced from 8 exons. NCBI's taxonomy places the organism in Eukaryota, Metazoa, Chordata, Amphibia, Anura, Bombinatoridae. Gene Ontology annotation, molecular function: zinc ion binding; metalloendopeptidase activity.
CAUGGAACUCAACAGAAAGCUUGAGUGACGGUCAGAGACAGACACUUUUUGGCCAUGCUCCACCGAAGUUCAGUCUGUGCCUUAUUGCUGAUAAUAUUCCAACUGGGAUCUUUCCGGCCAAUCUCUGAGGAGGAUCAGACUAGUAAUGAAAAUGCAGAGAUCAACUCUGUUCCCAUCUUGCAACCUCGGGGAAUGAAGCCUGAGUCAAAGGUCCAGAUAGACUCUGAACUUUUUAAGCUGGCAGCGAACUACCUCAUAGAUUUUGGGUACCUCCCUGAUGAGAAUGUUACAGAAUACGCAGUACCAGAUAGCCCCUAUAUCUCUGAGGAUGACCUGCCAGAAGAGUUUAUCAGUGGCCUGGAAUGGUUCCAAAGACAGAAUGGAUUAAAAGUCACAGGAAAAUUAGAUUCAGACACAACCGAAGCAAUGAAGUUACCUCGAUGUGGAAAGCAUGAACAGCGAAUGUCCUUCAAUGUGGGUUCCAAAUGGAAGCAAGAGUCAUUGACUUAUAAGAUCAUCAACACCACUUCAAUCAUUUCUGAGAAACUGGUCAGGGCGGAAUUAAUAAAAGCUUUAAAGGUUUGGGAGGAUGUGGUCAACCUGAAAUUUGUUGAAGUUGAUGUUAACAAGACUGCAGACAUUGAUAUAUUCUUUGUAUCUGGCCUGCAUAAUGAUGGAAACCGAAACGCCUUUGAUGGACCAGGGCGUGUUCUGGGUCAUGCCUUCAUGCCACCAUUCACUAAAAAGAAAAAGGAUCUAGAUGGAGACUUACACCUAGAUAACGAUGAGAAGUGGACACUCAAUGAAAAGAAAGGGGUGAAUCUGUUGCAGGCAGCAGCACAUGAGCUGGGACAUUCUCUGGGACUAGAUCAUUCCACCAUUCCAGGAGCACUUAUGGCCCCAACAUACAAAGGUUAUAACCCAAAGUUCAAACUUCACCAAGAUGACAUUGAUGCAAUCCAGGCUUUGUAUGGUAAACCUCCCCCGAAAAUCAGUCAGGGCUCAAGCUCUCCUCAGACAGCAAACAUCUCCAAAGAGGCAGCAUCUGUAGAUGUUAAAAAAAAUGCCACUGUUACUACAGGACCUUCAGUAAAAAAUCAGGCUCCUAAGAAGCAAUAUAACAUCCAAAUGUGCGGAGAAGAUCCAAUUGAUACAUUUGCAUCCAUCAAAGAAGGUUCCAUUUACUUAUUCAAAGGAGACUAUUUCUGGGAGUUAAGUCAUGGGAAGCAGCCAAUGACGCCUAAGAAAAAGCAACCGCAGCUCAUUUCAUCCAAGUGGAAAGAACUUCCAGGAUCCAUUGAUGCCUCUAUUAGAAUGCAAAAUCCUGCAGCAGACCAGGAUGGGAAGAUAUUCUUUUUUAAGGGAAACAAUUACUGGAAGUACAACAAUGAUCGCAUGGAGCCUGGGUACCCCAAACUUAUUAAGGACGGAUUUCCAGGUGUUCCCAGCAAUCUAGAUGCUGCAUUUACCCAACCAGCUAUCAUAGCAAAAGGAGGCAAAGUAAUAAGGGAUGAAAGGAUAUUCUUUAUUAAAGGAAAAAAGUACAUUCUGUACGAUCCAGCAACAGGAAACAGCACAAGCCCCCAAUCACUACAAGACGACUGGGUGGGUGUUAAACUUCCUAUCACAGCUGCCCUCAGCUUGAAGAAUGAAAUGUAUCUAAUUAGCAAGAAAAAGUUCCAAAAGAUCCUUCUGCUAACGUACAUACAAGAUCGCGUCUAUGGUAACAUUCACCAGGCAAAGGAUUUAAAGCAUUUAAUCCAAUGUGAGGCUACAAAUCUAUAGUAGUAAUCUGAAAAAUAUAGUGGCCUUUCUGUUGUCUGCCUUUUGUUCAGUAUGAAAUAAUGGAAGAUAUAUAAACAUGUGUCUGUGCCUUUUACCUUGUUAUUAAACUAUUGGUAUUACAUUCUGCUUGAUAUCUAUCACCCACUUAAGAAUGAUCUAUUGCAACAAUAACUCUAUAUGACAGAAUAUACAUUUUAUAAAUAAUGUAACAUUUAAAUGUUAUCAAUAAUAAAAUUGUUAUGAUCUAUGAUGCCAA